Chenopodium quinoa (quinoa) is the source of this 2592-nucleotide messenger RNA. RefSeq lists its product as uncharacterized. Gene Ontology annotation, molecular function: DNA helicase activity. The coding region runs from base 1 to 2592 and encodes 863 amino acids. The transcript has 10 exons. The record is from RefSeq and is a predicted model, not a curated record. Gene Ontology annotation, biological process: DNA repair; telomere maintenance. NCBI's taxonomy places the organism in Eukaryota, Viridiplantae, Streptophyta, Magnoliopsida, Caryophyllales, Amaranthaceae.
AUGAAAUGUCCGGGUGACUAUGAUCGGUUUGUUUGUGCUAAAAUACCUCCUAAAACUAAUGUAAAUCUAAGAAGAAUUGAGUUAGCGCAUAUGAUGCAUGGCCCUUGUGGUUUAUUGAAUCCAGAAUGUCCAUGUAUGCGAACAAAUGGCCUAAAACAAAGUUGCAAAAAUAAGUAUCCAAAAUUUUUUUGCAAUGAGACUACUAAUAGUAAAGAUGGUUAUCCUAUAUAUCGUAGGAGAGAAACUGGGGAAAAGGUACCUAUAAGGAAUGCAGAGCUAGAUAAUCAGUGGGUUAUUCCUUAUAAUCCAUAUCUUUCUUUGCUAUUUGAUUGUCAUUUGAAUGUUGAAGUAUGUUCGACAAUUAAAGCAGUAAAGUACCUAUAUAAGUAUGUGUAUAAGGUUCAUGAUAGAAUUUCAUACAAUGUAGUGUCUUCUAAUAGUGAGGUUGUAGAUGAAAUCAAACAAUACCAAUCAGGGAGAUGGGUAUCCCCUUGCGAAGCUGCAUGGAGAAUAUUCAGUUAUGAUCUGUUUAAAAUGUAUCCUCCGGUUCUACCUUUACAAGUUCAUUUACCUAAUAUGCAAACUAUUCACGUUCGCCCUCAUGAAAGGCUACGUUCUAUUGUUUCGAAUUCUAAACGGUCAAGGACUCAGUUGACUGAGUUUUUUUCAAUGAAUGCUGCUUCUGAAGAGGGUGAACGUUUUUUCCUUAGGCUUUUAUUUCUAAAUGUGAGAAGUCCUACGUCAUUUGAAGAUUUGCGCACUGUCAAUGGCUGUGUUUAUCCAACUUUUCAGGAAGCUGCUCUAAAGCUUGGACUUAUAGAAGAUGAUGAUGCAGCUGGUUUAACAUUGUUUGAAGCUUGUGAGACUCACAUGCCCGCUGCCUUACGUUGUUUAUUUGAAACAGUUCUUAUGUUUUGUCAACCAAGUGAUCCUUGUGCUCUAUGGGUUAAAUAUUAUCCUUUUCUUGCUGAAGACUUUUCUCACAGAUUUCCAGAUCGCUUGGACAAAGUACAGCAGCUUACUGUCAGAGAAGUUGAGCAACACCUUGAAUCAAUGGGGAAAUCUCUUGCUUUCUUUGGGUUAGAACAUUUAAAUUCCCAAGUUGAUGAUGAUUUUAGGCGUACAAAAGACAUUCUAGAUUCCCUUGAUGCACCAAUCCCAGAUGAAUGCUUAAGUUGUCGUUCUAAGUUGAAUUCUGCACAGAAUGCUGCUUUUGUGCAUAGUGAGGCUUCUUUAGCGUGUGAUGUUCCGAAACAAGGUAGUUUAGCGGCACUGUUAAGGGAAACUACAUUGAUAAUAUGGGAUGAGGCUUCAAUGGCUAAAAAGAAAAAUCUUGAAUCUUUAGAUCUUUUGCUACAAGAUAUAUGUGGGAAUAAGAUAACAUUUGGAGGCAAGGUUAUUGUUUUUGGAGGGGAUUUCAGGCUGACAAAAAACAUUAAAGCAAGAGAAGAUCCUGUAUAUUCUGGUUUUCUACUUGAUUUGGGCAACGGCAAAUUACAAGAAACAGAAAAUGCCUUUAUUGAGUUACUAGAAAAGAUUGUUCACUGCACCAACAACUUAACAGAUUUAGUAUCUACUCUUACAGAACCAACAUUUCCAGAAAUUGUAGAAGGUCAAUUUUAUAGUCAGGUUUUCACCAAAAAAGCAAUUUUGACACCCAUGAAUGAAGACGUGGAUUAUAUUAACACAUUUAUGAUUGAUAAGUUCCCUGGACAGGCUAUUACAUACAAGAUUUUUGAUGCCAUACUGAAUGAUACAUGUAGUAUAUAUCCUACAGAAUUUAUCAACAAACUAUGCCCCGGUGGAAUGAGUCCUCACGAGCUUAUCUUGAAGGAAAAUUGUCCUGUUAUACUGUUAAGAAAUUUGCUUCCUUCUUCAGGUUUAUGCAAUGGCACAAGGCUGAUUUGCAAGAAAUUUUUUCCAAAUGUCAUUCAGGGUAUUAUAGCAGUUCGCCAUUAUAAAGGAGAAGAGGUAUUCAUACAUAGAGUCAACCUAAGGCCUUCUAACUCUGUCAACUAUCCAUUUCAGUUUGAAAGGAAACAAUUCCCUAUCAAGUUGAGCUUUGCAAUGACAAUCAACAAGUCUCAAGGGCAAACUCUUAGCCAAGUAUCCAUUUAUCUUCCACGACCAUGCUUUUCACAUGGACAACUUUACCUUGCAUUAUCACGAGCUAAGAAAGCAAAAGAUCUAGCAGGUGCAUCCUAUUUUAUGCAGGCAGCACAACCUUCAGGUGAGGCAUCUGCUUUACAAGUGAACAAUGUAGAACGGCCACCAUAUAGAUGUGCAUGUGCCUCUGAUCAUAUCAGCCACGAUUUGCUGCGCACUCUUUAUGAACAAGAUAUGAGGAAAUCACUGACACUGAUACUUAUGACUUUCCAAGGGUGCCACAAUAAUACAGGUGUUUUAAUAACUGGUAUUGAAAUUAUCUGGAUCAAAGGUGUUGGCUAUAUUUCUUGGGUCAUGUGCACCAAUAGACGCAGAAACAGUCCACAGAUAGCUAAUUCAAUUCCUUUGGUGUUACCUACCUCAGAACAGUCAGCUACUGCGGUGUCAGAAUUAGAAGUGGUUUCACAGUGGCCCAAAUUCGCUUAG